Molecule: messenger RNA, 1137 nt
Organism: Gongylonema pulchrum
Lineage: Eukaryota; Metazoa; Nematoda; Chromadorea; Rhabditida; Gongylonematidae
Source: the annotation of a GenBank genome assembly
AUGGACGAAUUAGCGCAGCUGCGAAAGGAGCUGGAUGAUAAGGAACCGCUCAUGAAGGAUAUUAAAAAGGCUGGAGAAGAUAUUCAAUCGAAGUGUCAUUCACUUGCCGAGCAGCCAAUGAAGUACUGGCUGAAAGUUGUGCAGACGCGAUGGGACGAAGUAUCGAAUGCAGUAGAUGGCAAAAGGGAUGAUCUGGAAAAGCAAUUGAAUGAGCUUCGUCUGCGCGAGAAAAUGGUUGCUGAUUUGCUGAAAUACAUAGCAGAGAAGAGUAAUGAACUGAAGGUGUGCAAUGAAACGCCGUUACCGCAUGUCAUGGAGUCACUUGACAGACUUAUCGAAGAACACGAGCAAUUCGAAGAAGCAGUAAGACAGAAGCAAAGUCAGGUAGAUGAGGCGACAAAGGGCCGUCGAAAACUGGUCGUUGAACAACAAGUAAAAAAGAAGGGCCGCAAAGCGCUCCAAAAACACGAGCAACCUGUGCGCCACUUCAAAUCGGAUCAGCUCUCGGAUAGAUGGAAGAAACUUUGGAUUGAUUCAAUGGACUAUGGCCGCCGUUUGCGCGAAAUGAAAGAAUAUCUUGAAGAGAAAUGGCGUGAACGUUAUUUGCUGUGGACAGAUUCAGGAAAGUCUCGAAUUUCGGAUCUCUUCAGACGAAUAGAUAAAAGUGGAACAGGACGUGUGUCGCGUAUUGCAUUCAUUGAUGGCAUCAUAGCAUCCAAAUUCCCCACUACUCGACUGGAAAUGGAAAAGGUGGCAGAUGAAUUCGAUAAAGGCGAUGGAAUGAUUGAUGCCAAAGAAUUCAUGGCUAAACUUCGCUCUGAUUAUUCAAAGAAGUUGCCGAUGAAGGAAAAAACCGACAAUGAGAAAAUCACUGAAGAAGUGAUGAGGCAGACAGAACAAUGCAACUGUCGUAAUCGGUACAUGAUACAGAAAGUUAGCGAAGGACACUAUCGUUUUGGAGAGACUCAGAUCAAGCGUAUGGUUCGUAUUCUUCGUUCAACGGUUAUGGUACGCGUUGGCGGUGGUUGGGUUGCUCUGGAAGAAUUUCUACACAAGCAUGAUCCUUGCCGAGGUAAAAUAGGAUUUCUUUUCCAGCUGCUCCGUGAAAAAUUGUCGUGCAUUUUCUUUACAAAAUAA